This is a messenger RNA of Dioscorea cayenensis subsp. rotundata (Guinea yam), 639 nucleotides long. RefSeq lists its product as uncharacterized. The transcript has 2 exons. The coding region runs from base 259 to 639 and encodes 126 amino acids. Lineage: Eukaryota; Viridiplantae; Streptophyta; Magnoliopsida; Dioscoreales; Dioscoreaceae. The record is from RefSeq and is a predicted model, not a curated record.
ACAAAAACAACUACAUGCAAAAGACUGCGCUGCAUUGGAGAGAAUUGUGGUUUCCGAAAUAAAAGCAGAUGAAUUCUUGUUUCCUGAACUCUCUGCCUUAGUUACACAGACGGUGGUGUGGGAGUGACCAUCUCUAGAAUACCUUGAGCUCAGGUAGUGUACUAAGAUUAUGCAAACUCCGCGCUUGGUGUUGAAGAUGUGAUUGAAGAUGGGCAGACGGGUGAUGGUAUGGAGAAGCAUGGUCCGUGAACACAAAGCAUGGUGAAGAAAGGACUGAAUGCAUGGUGGGGUGGAGUGCUAGAAGCGGAGGACGGAGGUGUGCAAGCAUGGGUCCACACCAAACCUAGUAUGGCGUCGUCUGCGAAGCUGAUGAACCCAAGAGACAACCUUCCAGAAAAACACCACUGCUUGCUUUGCAACAUUGCUUUGAUGAAAAAAGCCAGGACAUGGAACACUCCAAUCGAGCUAAUCAACAAAAUCUAUCAAUGUGCUCUGGCAUAUAUCUAUCUUCAACUGCUUAGAGUUCUGCAGUCCUUUCGAUCUUGUCCAAAACUGCCAUAUAUCUUCUUCUUGAAACAAACUGAUGGAAUGCAAUGCAAAAGUCAAAAGAGCUACAUGCAGAAGACCAAGCUGCAUUAA